AUGUCGACCCCACCUCCUGCUACCCCUCAAGAAGACGCUGCUGUCAAGUCCGAUGUUAAGGCGGAGUCUACUGAACACAUCAACGUCAAGGUGACUGACGGAUCUACUGAAGUGUUUUUCAAAAUUAAGAAGACUACCCCACUGAGAAAGGUCAUUGAUGCUUUCUGCAAGCGUACUGGUAAGGACUCCAAGGCCUUGCGAUUCUUAUUUGACGGUGAGAGAAUCACUGAACAAGACACCCCAGCAAGUGUAAGUAUUGGUCUAGCCUCAUCAUCUUUGUGGAUUGUCUUACGGGUUCGAUGCCCACUCCCGCUGUUCUUCUGUGCCUAUCGAGAUAAGAGGCCUUGCGAUCGCUGUACUAACAAUUGUAGCUGGAUAUUGCCGAGGGCGAUAUUAUUGAAGCUGUCAAUACUCAAGUGGGCGGCUGCUUGUAGACGCGUCCACAUGUGUCCGUCGUCAGGUUAG
This is a messenger RNA of Sugiyamaella lignohabitans, 465 nucleotides long. RefSeq names its product SUMO family protein SMT3 (gene SMT3). Gene Ontology annotation, molecular function: ubiquitin-like protein ligase binding; protein tag activity. The transcript has a single exon. Gene Ontology annotation, biological process: protein sumoylation. The record is from RefSeq and is a predicted model, not a curated record. Gene Ontology annotation, cellular component: nucleus; septin ring. The coding region runs from base 1 to 465 and encodes 154 amino acids. Lineage: Eukaryota; Fungi; Ascomycota; Dipodascomycetes; Dipodascales; Trichomonascaceae.